This is a messenger RNA of Lethenteron reissneri (Far Eastern brook lamprey), 1282 nucleotides long. RefSeq lists its product as uncharacterized. Lineage: Eukaryota; Metazoa; Chordata; Hyperoartia; Petromyzontiformes; Petromyzontidae. The record is from RefSeq and is a predicted model, not a curated record.
ACGGGAGCCGCGUGCCUUGCGCCCUUUCGCAUCUCCACGCACGGUGAGCGGUCGUUUUCUCUCUCCAGACGGAUAUCCAACCGUAACUAGCACCUCUCCCGAGGGUCAAUCAAGCGAGCUUCAUGCUUGACCUCGGGGUCUCCACGAGGUCCGGCGAGGAAGCCUCUCCUCCUCAUCUCCUCCUCGUCUCACUAUCACCACGAGAGCUCCUCACCGAGGGUUGAGUUGAGGUGGACUAGAGGGUGAAUUAUAGGCGGCGGGCUUCGGGGAUCAAUUCGGUCGUGGGGGGCUGAAGGCCCUCUGUGUAUCUCGCCGAUCGAGGCACGGACAGAGGAUUGAGUUGCGGGUUGAGCGGAGGACGGGAGGUGGACGGACCAGAGGUGAAAUGGGAGCAGGGAGCUCGAACCCCCGAACCAGGAUCCGUCGCAUCGCCGUAUCCCAACUCCCCCCAGCGGCAGCGACUGGGGACCCCGCGACGACCCCCAAAACGGGACCCUUCGAACGCACCCGCAUCCCCUUUUCGCCCGGACACGCCGCCACUGCCGCCGUGGGGGUCCGGCCGACUGGGGUCUCAGCGGCGUGGGGACCUCCUGGGGUGCUGGCCGGGGACCCCCGAGCCGAGCUGCCCAGGGUCAGGGCUCCCCGAGGGAUGGAGGGGACCACGCGACACGCGGGCCCCCGAUCUCUGCCAUCUUUGCCCCGACUGCUCCCGCGAAGCUUUGGUGCAGCAAAUGCAGUGGUAGCGAUUGCUCCGGCUGGCGAAACCUCCACAAAAGCUUGCAGCAGCAGCAGCAUCAUUCACGCUCACCCGCCUCGCCUCGUCCAGCGACUUCAGGAGGAGCCGCUGCCCUCGGCCCCGAGCUCGACGCCACACGAGGCCCCGAGCAGGCAGGGUCAACGCGGCCCCGUCUCCAAUCUCGGCGGCCUCGUGACCCGGGUCCCAGAUGAACCAGAGGUCGCAGGGGUCAGACUCCACGGCGUCCCGAUCCGUGAACUCCAAAGCUCCGAUGACAGCGAGCUGGACUCCUGGACAAGUAAGAACGGUGCGAUGAGGAGGGCUACGACAAUGACGAGCAGGAGGAGGAGGAGGAAGAGGAUGAGGACGAGACGAUACGGGCAGGGCGAAGGCACGGAGCAGCGAGGGACGGGACGAGGCCUGGUGAGGACCCACGCGGAGGAGAUCCCGAUGAUCGACGCCUUCUUUGAUCAGCCCCUACCGGCGCUCACGUAGGGGUCGCUGGGUGCAAGCGGUGGCAAGAUGUUACCUACCUCGCCUUGUAUA